Quercus robur (English oak) is the source of this 1440-nucleotide messenger RNA. RefSeq names its product putative UDP-rhamnose:rhamnosyltransferase 1. The transcript has a single exon. The record is from RefSeq and is a predicted model, not a curated record. Gene Ontology annotation, molecular function: UDP-glycosyltransferase activity. The coding region runs from base 8 to 1420 and encodes 470 amino acids. NCBI's taxonomy places the organism in Eukaryota, Viridiplantae, Streptophyta, Magnoliopsida, Fagales, Fagaceae.
AAAAUAAAUGGUGAGGGGUCGUCUUCACGUAGUGACACUUCCUUGGUCUGCCUUUGGCCAUAUGUUUCCCUUCUUUCAACUCUCCCUUGCCCUAGCCAAAGCAGGAGUUCAUGUUUCCUUUGUGUCAACCCCAAGAAACAUCCAAAGACUUCCCAAAGUUCCCCCUAAUUUAGCAACUCUUAUAGAUUUGGUGGAGUUUCCAUUACUCACACUAGACAAUGAGAUCUUGCCUGAAGGGGCUGAGGCCACUGUGGAUAUUCCACUAGACAAUGUUGAGCACUUUAAGAUUGCAUAUGAUCUCCUGCAAAUUCCAUUCAAGCAAUUCAUUGGAAAUCAAUUGCCAGAUUGGAUUAUUGUAGACUUUUGUGCUCAUUGGGCUGUUGAUAUUGCACAAGAGUAUAAUGUCAAGCUCGUGCUCUUCACUGUUAUGUCUGCUGCAACCGCUGUUUUCUUGGGGAGGCCACCAGGAUAUGUUUUUCUUUCUGACCAAACACCAACUUGGGCUUCACCAGAAAGUCUAACAAAGCCGCCUGAGUGGGUUAGUUUUCCAUCUUCAGUGGCAUGGAGAGAAUAUGAGGCACCAUUUGUACAUGCAAACCUAUAUAUAAAAGAUGCUUCGGGCAUAAGUGACGCUGCAAGGAUUUCAAAGGUCCUGUGUGCAUGUAAUGCGUUGGCUAUUCGUAGUUGCAAGGAGAUUGAAGGUGAGUACUUGAAUUUACACGAGAAACAGAUGGGAAAGCCGGUGUUUUCAGUGGGUUUGCUCCCUCGGCCUCAUGAAACAACUGAAACAUCAAAAACCAAUGAUGGGUCAUGGAGGAAGAUCUUUGAAUGGCUUGAUAAACAAGUUCCAAAGUCAUUUGUGUUUGUAGUGUUUGGCAGUGAGUGCAAGCUUAGUAAGGAACAAGUUCAUGAGAUUGCUUAUGGGCUAGAGCUUUCUCUAGUGCCCUUUUUAUGGGCACUAAGAAGACCCUUUUGGGGAAAUGAUGAAGGUGACAUUUUGCCUUUUGGUUUUAGCAAUCGAAUAUCUGAUAGAGGAAUGGUGUGUUUUGGCUGGGCUCCUCAGAUGGAAAUUUUGGCACACCCAGCGAUUGGGGGGUCAUUGUUUCAUUCUGGGUGGGGAUCUGUGAUUGAGAUAUUGCAAUUUGGUCAUUCUCUUAUUGUGUUGCCACUUGUUUAUGAUCAGUCUCUGAAUGCAAGUCUUUUGGUAGAUAAGGAUUUGGCUGUGGAAGUUGAGAGAGGCAAAGAUGGAUCCUUUGAUAGGGAUGGCAUAGCCAAGGCUCUGAGAUUGACCAUGGUGUCAGAGGAAGGAAAGACAUUCAGAGUUCGUGCAAGGAAGGCCGCUGCUAUAUUUGGAGACGAGAAUCGACAUCAGCAAUACUACAUUGGUCGGUUUGUUGAGUAUUUGAAAAAUGGGGAAUAAAACAGGAGUGAUUGUCGACA